Ceratosolen solmsi marchali is the source of this 1603-nucleotide messenger RNA. Its product is annotated as proline-rich protein 4-like. The record is from RefSeq and is a predicted model, not a curated record. Bases 1 to 1284 code for a protein of 427 amino acids. Lineage: Eukaryota; Metazoa; Arthropoda; Insecta; Hymenoptera; Agaonidae. The transcript has 2 exons.
AUGCAAUUAUACACAGCUCUUCUCUUCCUAAGCCUUUUGGCUGUUGGGUUUAGUAAGCAAGUGAACCAAGAUACGGCACAUGAGGAGCCGAAGGGAGCAGUCACCGAGGAAGAACAAAAGGGGGAAAAUACCGAUUCCUCCGAUAAAAACCAAAACAAGCGCGGGCUGUUUGGUCUAGAGGGCGACUUCGGUCAAGAUAUUUUUAGCGGUGGUUACGGUGGUCACCACCAAUCGAUUGGACAUGAAUUAGGCGGCAUCCAGGAAUCAAACGAUGGCCACGAGUUCAGUGGCUACGACUUCGCCGGACACGAGAUCAGUAGCGGUCAAGAACAAGGUCCACAUCAUAUCGAACCCCAUCACGAUCAUCAUAGUCAUAGUAAAAUAAAGCAGAUCACAAUUGAAAAAACGGUAAAGGUGCCGUACCCGGUCGAAAAGCAUGUGCCCGUGCCAGUCGAGAAGGAAGUACGGUAUCCUGUUAAGGUGCCCGUGCCUGCUCCAUACCCAGUAGAGAAAAAGAUUCCCGUUCCGGUAAAGGUCCCUGUCAAAGUCCCAGUCCAUAUACCCGCGCCAUACCCCGUCGAGAAAAAAGUCUAUUACCCAGUCCAUGUACCUGUCGACCGUCCAGUGCCACACAAGGUUUAUAUUCCUGCACCUUACCCCGUCGAAAAGAAAAUCCACUAUACGGUAAAGGUUCCAGUACCCCAGCCCUAUCCAAUAUAUAAGCACAUACAUUACCCCGUGAAGAUUCAAGUUCAUGUACCGCAACCUUACCCCGUGAUAAAGAAUAUCCCGGUGCCGGUAAAGGUGCACGUGGAUAAACCAGUUCCAUACCACGUUGAAAAGCCGUAUCCCGUCCCAGUGGAGAAGAAGGUGCCGUACCCGGUGGAGAAGGUCAUUCACUACCCAGUGAAGAUUCACGUCGACAAGCCCAUACCAGUCCCCGUCGAAAAGCCUGUGCCGUAUGAGGUUAAGGUUCCCGUGCCCGCCCCAUAUCCCGUUGAGAAGAAAGUACCCUAUCCAGUGGAAAAGGAGGUACCGUAUCCAGUAAAGGUACCAGUAGAUAGGCCGGUACCCAUUCACAUAGAGAAGAAGGUCCCGUAUACGGUUCACAAGCCCGUGCCUUACCCAGUUAAAGUACCGGUACCUGUACCUGUGCAUGACCACCAUCACCACUACCACGAGAACCAUCACGGGCAUAACGAGGCUGGUGAGCAGUAUGAUGCCUCGAGCUACGGCGAGGAGUACUCAGGGAAUUCUCAGCAGUCCGAGCACCCCGGAUAUUGAGAAGGGCUAAUAGCCGGGCUACCUCACCUAUGACGGAACUCAACGAUUUAUUUGUAUUUAUAUUCUUUGAUAAAACGAUCGAGUCAUCGAGAGAAGCUUCUCGUAUUCAAUCAAAAUACUAAAUUUUCUAGGGAUUUCAUUAGGUAUAAUGGCUUGUUCCAAAGGGUUGUUGAGUAAGCCAUGCAACGGAGAACAGUAUUUAAAACCCAAUUUAUGGGGGUAUGAUGUUUAUGUUAUUAAACGGCACGAGAUAUUCUGAUAAAUCAGAAUUUAGAACGCUCUAGUUAGUAAAACAAAAUAAUAUGUCGAUCAAUGGAUU